Salarias fasciatus (jewelled blenny) is the source of this 2556-nucleotide messenger RNA. RefSeq names its product SEC14-like lipid binding 1 (gene sec14l1). Gene Ontology annotation, molecular function: RIG-I binding. The transcript is spliced from 16 exons. Gene Ontology annotation, biological process: negative regulation of RIG-I signaling pathway. Gene Ontology annotation, cellular component: cytoplasm; cytosol. Bases 194 to 2320 code for a protein of 708 amino acids. NCBI's taxonomy places the organism in Eukaryota, Metazoa, Chordata, Actinopteri, Blenniiformes, Blenniidae. The record is from RefSeq and is a predicted model, not a curated record.
GAGUUGCAGACUGACAGAUGGGACGCAGUUGGAGUUUUUUCACUUUGUUUGCUCACGAUGCGGGACAUUAAACUCUUGUCUUCCAGCUGAUAGCGUGUAUAAACUAAGUUGAGCUGCUUCAGUAACUCUUCGAAAAGUUCCCACCGGAGUUUCACUGAUUAGAGUUCUUUUUUUUAAUGAGAAGACUUCCACCAUGGUGCAGGAAUACCAGUCCCCUGUCCGGGUCUACAAGCACCCGUUUGAGUUAAUUAUGGCGGCCUACGUGAGAAGGUUCCCAAAGUGCUCAUUGAUCCCAGUGUUUGUUGACAGUGAGAUUAUCAGCCAGAGUGAAAACGAGGAUCGAUCGGUGCUGGUAACUGAGAGGCGCUGUACGAUUGACAUCGAUGCUCCGCGACUUCUCAAAAGGAUUGCUGGUGUCGACUACCUGUACUUCAUCCAAAAGAACACACUGAACCGCAGAGAACGGACCCUCCGCAUCGAGGUCCACAACGAAACCUUUUCCAACAGAGUCAUCGUCCGCGAGUGUUGUAACUACACGGUUCACCCGGAGAAUGAGGACUGGACGUGCUUUGAACAAACUGCUAGUCUGGACAUUAAAUCCUUUUUUGGCUUCGAGAGCACCGCCGAGAAAAUAGCAAUGAAGCAGUACGCUGCCAGCAUUAAGAAGGGUAAAGAAAUUAUCGAGUACUACCUCAAAGAGCUGCAGGAAGAAGGGGUUACUUACAUACCUCGCUGGACCCCACCGCAUGACUCGGGCGCAGUUACCUCUAAGGCUCGGUUGCCUCCAUCUUCCACAGCGAGAACAAUCCCCAGACACAGCGCCAGGGAUGGACUGCCAUAUAAAGAUCCAGCCAGUCCACCAGAGCUAAUGUCUACUUCUCCUGAUGACAAGUUGGAUGCUGACUACAUCAGACGUUACCUUGGCGACUUAACACCUCUGCAAGAGAGCUGUCUUAUUCGACUGCGCCAGUGGCUCCAGGAAACCCACAAGGGCAAGAUUCCAAAGGAUCAGCAUGUGCUGCGCUUCCUCAGGGCGAGGGAUUUCAACCUGGACAAGGCCAGGGAGUUCUUGUGGCAGUCGCUUACCUGGAGGAAGCAGCAUCAAGUGGAUUUCCUGUUAGACACAUUUGAGCGUCCACAGCUGCUUCAGGAUUAUUACACUGGAGGCUGGCACCACCAUGACAGAGAUGGCCGUCCUCUGUAUAUUUUGCGUCUGGGUCAGAUGGACACUAAAGGCCUGGUUCGAGCCUUAGGGGAGGAGGUGCUACUGAGACAGGUCCUGUCCAUCAAUGAGGAGGGGCUGAGACGUUGUGAGGAAAAUACCAGAGUGUUCGGUCGACCAAUUAGCUGCUGGACAUGCCUGGUGGAUCUAGAGGGACUCAACAUGCGCCACCUGUGGAGGCCCGGCAUCAAAGCCCUGCUGAGAAUAAUCGAGGUCAUUGAGGCCAACUACCCUGAAACCCUGGGCCGCCUGCUCAUCCUGCGGGCUCCCAGAGUUUUUCCAGUGGUCUGGACUCUGGUCAGCCCCCUGAUCGAUGAGAACACCCGCAAGAAGUUCCUUGUUUAUGCUGGAAAUGACUACCAGGGUCCAGGAGGCUUACUCGACUACAUUGACAGAGAGAUCAUCCCUGAUUUUCUGCGAGGAGAAUGCAUGUGUGACAUCCCAGAGGGAGGCACAGUCCCGAAGUCUCUGUACAGGACAGCCGAGGAACUGGAGAGUGAAGAAAACUGCCUGUUGACUGACUCCAUCUACAAGAGCGCCAGCAUCUUCAAAGGCGCUCCGUAUGAGAUGCUGAUUGAGAUCACGGAGGCCUCCUCCGUCAUCACCUGGGACUUUGACGUGUCUAAAGGGGACGUCAUCUUCAAUAUCUACCACUCCAAGAGGGCCCCGCAGCCUCCGAAGAAAGACACGGCCCACGGCAUCGCGUCCCUCGGGGCUGCUAACGCCCAGCUGAUAGACAGGAGCUGGGUGCUGGGCCAGGACUACAGCCUGGUGGAGAAAGCCUUUAUCUGCAGGGAGGGGGAGAGCGUACAGGGCUCACACAUCACACGCUGGCCGGGUUUCUACAUCCUCCAGUGGCGUUUCCACAGCUCCACAGCCUCCACCGCCUCCAGUCUGCCCCGGGUGGACGACGUGCUGGCCUCUCUGCAGGUGUCCUCCCACAAGUGUAAGAUCAUGUACUACACCGAGGUGCUGUCCUCCCAUGACUUCAGAGGCUCUAUGUCCAGCCUGGAGUCUUGUCAGAGUGGCUUCUCUCAGCUCAGCGCUGCCACCACUUCCUCUGGCCAGUCACAGGCCAGCUCCACUGUUUCAAGGUAGCAUCUGAAGACCUGAGUCAGCCCCGGUUGCUCUUUGCCAAUUACAGUCUAUGAAUAGUGUGUUUACAGGGACUUUAGCAUCUCAGUCCUGACCAAAAUUGUCAAGUAUCCCAUUUUAAUGUUUGUGUUCAUUAAAGGUGGAAUACAACAUUUUCUCGAAAAGACGAAGCCCCACGUCUGUUACUCACUUUUUGAACAACGCGCAUGCGCCAUACCAUCCGCCUGGCUCUCCUGCUU